Messenger RNA from Camellia sinensis, 1428 nucleotides. The record is from RefSeq and is a predicted model, not a curated record. NCBI's taxonomy places the organism in Eukaryota, Viridiplantae, Streptophyta, Magnoliopsida, Ericales, Theaceae.
AUGUCUGUGCACUCAUCCCCUAUAGAUAAAGUUGCCGCCAACGAUGACAUCUUAACCCAAAUUCUCAUAAAGUUACCAGUAAAAUCACUCCUGCGAUUCAAGUCCGUAUCCAAACACUGGCUCUCUCUCAUCGUCAAUCCCCAUUUCGCACGUUGCCGGAAUCCCAACUCCAGCUUUGUCUCCGGCCUAUUCUUGUACUCGUCCAAGAGACGUCGUAACCCAGAACUCAAUUUCAUCCCUCUUCAAAACAAUGAAAAUCCAAGCGACGACGGUGAUGAUGCUUACUUAGCACCUCUCACGACGAUUCCAAGUCUAUCACGUAAAGAAAUUUUUAGCUCAUGCCAUGGAUUGUUAUGUUGUUCUAGCUAUUCCAACCUUGAAGGCGACUAUCAAUUGCGCUAUCAUAUCCUCAAUCCCACCACCAAGCAAUUCAAGUCUCUUUCUCAACCCCGUGAUGGCCAUAAGGGUUUCAAUUUAGUGUUUGACCCGUCAAGAUCACCUCACUACAGAGUUGUCGGCGUUUGGCGUGUUGAUUGUGAUGAUUUAGUUUUGUCGAUUGACUCUGAUCAGAACAAGCUUUAUUAUCAAAUUGAGAUUUACUCAUCUGAGACCGGUUCUUGGAGGGCUUGUGCCGAACCUUUCACCGCUAAUCGAAAUUCCCAAUUUCAUAGCGGGGUCUAUUGGAACGGUGCGAUUAACUGGUUCAACACAUUUGGGGACUCAUUGUAUUUCAACAUGGAGGAUGAGCGUGUUAGAACUAUUCCAAUGCCUCCGAUUCCUCAUGGGGAUUGGAAAGGGAGGCCAUUUGGGUAUUACGGGGAGUCGAACGAUCAUUUGCAUUUUGUUGAGAUAUACAAUCCAGGGAUUCAAUUCGAUGUUUAUGAGAUAGAAAGAGAUUACUCUGGCUGUUUUGUGAAGUACCAUGUCGAUCUUGGUUCAGUUGGAGCUGCGUUUCCCCAGAUGAUGCAGAGGCUCUCGUGGAACCCAAUGUAUUACUCGUUCGCUAUACUUUCGCUUGUACGAGAGAAAAAAGAUGAUGACUCGUUUAUGGUGCUGCACAUACCGGGUAAGAUUUUACGGUACAAUCUUGGUGAUAAGAGUUUCGAGAAGAUAUGUGAUGUUUGUGCAGAGCAUUGCGAUGGAAUGACUGCUUGUUCAAUGAAUUACGACCCAUUUGUGAUGACCUCUAGAAGGGGUUUUGCUACUAUGAUCUGUAUGCGGUCAGCAGAGAUGGAUGAGGGUGGUCUGAGCUUGGUUGCUGCUGUGUUGGUGUGUUUGCUGCUAAAUCUAGGUGUUUUACUUCUUGGUUGCUUAGCUAGUUGUGCUAUGUUGCCUAGAAGUGUGGGAAAAGAGAUUGAUAAGAUCCAAGCAGCUUUCUUCUGGGGUGAUUCUGAGAUCAAGAAGAAAGUCCACCUGAUGAAAUGGUAG